GGUGAUGCUGCUGGUAAGCGUGGUGGCGUGGGGCAUGACCCUGUGGCUGCUGCAGGGGGCGUGGCAGAAGAUGGCAGGAGGGCGUCGGGUCGAGCUUUCUACUGCCCUCCUCUACAGCUGGGGCGCGCUCCUAAACGACCCUCCUUCAGAACCACCCGUCAAUGUCUCUGGACAGGUGUUGGUCGGCUGGUGGCUGGUGUUGUGUGUGGUCAUCAAUACGGGUUACACCUCGUCCUUGGUCGCUCACCUAACCAUCCAAGGAAGGUCUAAGACCAUCGAGGGUUUUAGGGACAUGGUGGAGAGACCCAACUGGAAGUGGGGGAGCGAGGACUGGUUCAUGUCGGGGGUUCCCUUGGAAUAUUUCUCUAAGCAUACCGAUCCAUUGAUCAAAAAAAUAUACAAGGAAAUGGAGUUAUUACAGGUUAAAGAAGCCUUCAAGAAGGUGGUGGCUGGGGGUUACUCCUUCAUCAGCUUCAAGAACUAUGCAAAAGUCAUCAUUGCCUCUAGUUACACCGACACUUUCGGUAACACUCCCUUCUACAUCGGCAAAGAAGAGAUCCCCAUCUUCGUCGUCUCAGGAUGGGGAUUCAGGUGAAGAUGCAAACAACAAUAUUCACUGAAAAGAUUUAGGCCUAAGCUUAGUGUAAAGAAAACGCUUCAUAAGCCUAAGCACAUUCCAGACCAACAUGCACAUAACAACCUUCUGAUCCCUGCCUCAUCAUCUGAUAUUUCACCACAUAACUAUGCUGUUUAUGCCCUUUUAAGACCUAGUAAUCACUUGUUGAGGAUCUAGACCACCUUCCUCAAACACACUACCCUCUGUGUAUUCACC
This is a messenger RNA of Procambarus clarkii (red swamp crayfish), 832 nucleotides long. The record is from RefSeq and is a predicted model, not a curated record. NCBI's taxonomy places the organism in Eukaryota, Metazoa, Arthropoda, Malacostraca, Decapoda, Cambaridae.